Micromonas commoda is the source of this 6831-nucleotide messenger RNA. RefSeq lists its product with no specific name. Bases 1 to 6831 code for a protein of 2276 amino acids. The record is from RefSeq and is a predicted model, not a curated record. Gene Ontology annotation, molecular function: protein binding. The transcript is spliced from 4 exons. Lineage: Eukaryota; Viridiplantae; Chlorophyta; Mamiellophyceae; Mamiellales; Mamiellaceae.
AUGGCGGAAUGGGAGGCUCGGUGGGCGGAGCAGCAGGUGCCGGUCCGCACGCCUGUUCGGAUCAGAAACCCGCGGGAGGCGCUGGAGAAGCAACACCUGAUGGGUCGACUUCAUCGGAUAGAGCAGGAGGGCGCACACGACGACGGGGACGACGUCGCUGGACCGUACGGGAAGCCAAAGGCGGUGGGCACCACGGACAUGGACGAGUUCACGUCGAUUUUCGCGCGGGCGAUGGCCGAGUCGGACUCGUCCCCGGAGCCCGCGUCGCCGUCGAGCCCCGACGAGCCCGAGCCGCGCGACCCGGGGAGCAUGCUCGCGGACCUCGCCCUCGUCGACGCGGUGUGGGAGCGAAGGUCGAUGAUACCCGAGCGGCGCGACGCUCGCGGCGCGACCAAGAUCCCCGUCGCGGACGAAGACGACGACGACGCGCCCGCAGCGCCCGUAGCGCCCGCGGAUAGAUGGGGCGCGCCCAUGGUCGAGCCCGCCGCGCGCGUCGGCAUCACCGACGCGGCGUCCAAGGCGGUCGUCGGGUCGCGCGCGAUGGACGCCAUCGCGGGUAACCUGGAACGGCUCCUCCGCGACUCCUCCGAGAUUGAACCGCUCGAACCGUUCGAAUCGCUCCCGCUGCACUUCGCAUCGAAGGGACGUCCGCUGUACGAGGCGUGGGACUUCAAGCCCCUCGCGCCGCCGCCGCCGAGGCCUUCGGCGGUGAUCGCCGGCGCCCUCGACGUGAGGGGGGUCCACGGGAUGGACGGAAUCACGAACGUGAUCAACGUGGCGCCGCGGGAGACGGAACCUGAUGAUCCGCUGAGGUUCGACGUCGUCGGCGAUAGGUUCGGCGACGUCGCCAGGGCGGACGCCGCGGAACGGCGCCGAAACGGCGAGAGGCGAGCCAAGGUCAACUACCUCGGCACGGUGGCCAAGGUGCUCACGUCGGAGAUGGACGAUUUGCUCGAAAACUUGAGGCGUCGCGAGGCCAACGCGCAUCGCGAAAUAUCCAAAGAGGAAGCCGCGUUCCGACGAAGGCACGCGGAGGCGAAGGAGGCUAUCGGUAGCUGGCACGAGCAGGUGGUGAUAUCGUGGGACGCGGAUCUACGGGCAGAGUUCGACGGGGCCGUGAGGGACGCGUGCGAGGCUGUGAUGGACGACAUGAUGGAGGAGCUGCGGUGGCGCUUUGGCCGGGAUAUUCGCAGCGCGGCGCUGAAAAUCCAGUCGUGCUUCCGGGGAUGGAAGGCGAGACGGCUGGCGAAGAUCCGGCGCAAAGGGCUCGCCGCGGGGUUGGCGUACCUCCGAAACACGGCGCUGUACGUUAGGUUCGGGUUCUGGAGGCACAACGCGGCGGCGAUGCGUCGAAGCAGGCUGAUGCUGGAGGCUGCGGAUAAGCGCCGGGUGUUUGCCCGGCGGCACAAGGUGUUCCUGGGCUGGCGCGACGCGGCGAGGAAGGACAAGGCGUUUCGUCUCCAGUGCGAGGAACUGGGCCGCGCGAUGGCGUACCGCCGAGUGGCGCCCGCGUUCCGAGAGUGGCGCGGCGCGGCGAGGCGAGCGGUCCGCCAGCGCGUCACCGCGGUUCGACUGCUGCUCAGCGUCGAGCGUCGGCGCGUGGCGUGGGCGUUUCGUACUUGGAGUCACAACGCGGCGGGAUGCGCUCGCGCGAGGGUUCUGGACACCCGCGCGCACGCCGUGGCGUCCAGGGCCGCCGCCGCCGCGGUCGAACUCGCGGAGCGCAAGGCGACGGAGGCUUGGGAAGCUGCGAAGGAGUCGUCGUUGAAGGCGUCUUGCGGCCGGUUCAAAGAGGCUCGGGAACUUGCGGCGGCGGCGAAAGCGUUAGCCGUCGAGUCGGAGGCGGCGGAGCGCGAAGCCGCGGAGCAGGCCAGGCGCGCGGGGCCGAGCCUCGGGGCGGACGGCAAACGCGCGUGGGCCGCGUACGGCGCCGUGCACGGCGCGUCGGCUCGAGCGGCUGCGGCUGCGGCUGCGGCCAACGCGGCUUCGGAGUUUAAAGCCGCGGCGAAGGCGUAUUGCAACCGCAUUCUCCUCCGUAAGGUUUUCAGAGCCUGGGCGGAGUACUCCGAGUGGCUCAAGCCGUUGCGGGCCAAGGCGGGACGGGCGUUGUCGCUGUUCAAGAACAACUCGGUCGGUCGGACGUUUUACGCGUGGAUGGAUCACGCCAAGGAGGAGAGGGCUCGCCGCGAGGUCGACGCGGUGCGAGCGUACAUGGACAUCCACCAGGGCCUCAUCUCCAAGCACAUUCGACGAGGCCGAGCACCCCUCGGCGAGAAGGUCAACGUCGCGUCCUCCGCGCGGCGCGGCGCGUACGGGUCGUCCGUCGGCGAGAAGAGGCCCGCGAAGUCGACGGGCGCGCCCUCGAACGCGGCGGACAGGGCGGAGAGGCGAAGGGUGGCGGCGGCUGCGGCGGCGGGCAAGUCGGCGAGGAGGCGAGCCGCGGGCUUCGAGGAGGGCGACGCGGGGGACGGGCGCGGCGGGGGAUCGUGGGUCGCCGGAGGGGUGGACGCGUGGGUGGCGACGACGGCUCGAAUCACCGAUAGAUCCAGGAUCGGCAUUUUCCAGGUCACGGACCCCUCUUUGACCGAAGUGGAGGUGCUGGUCGUGGGAGGCGGAGGAGGAGGAAGCUCAAUUGAUGGCGGUGGCGGUGGAGGUGGGGCUGUUCUGUACUCUGCGAGCAAAACGCUGUCGUCGAGUUCCAUCACUGUCACUGUCGGUGGCGGCGGGACUGGCGGCUGGAGCCCUAGCGAAGGUGGCGCCAGCGCCUUCGACGGCAUGGUGGCAAACGGCGGGAAGGUCGGUACUGAAGAAGGUGGGCAUGGCGGGGCAAGCGGCUCCGAAAAUGCAGGUGGACUUGGAGACAGUGCGGGUGGCGGUGGCGGUGGCGCUGGAGGACCAGGGGAGGUAGGAAUCGGUACAGAUGCUGGUGAUGGCGGUCCGGGCGUUCAAUCGGCCAUAUCUGGUACCUCCAAUCAUUAUGGCGGCGGUGGCGGCGGCGGCGGCGCCUACGGCGGCACCCCUGGCAACGGAGGUUUGGGUGGCGGUGGGUCAGGCGGAUAUGGUGAGAAUGGUCAUUCGGGUUUAGCCUUCUCAGGCGGCGGAGGAGGUGGCGGUGGAGGUCGUGGAGGUCCGUAUGUUGGAGGGUCAGGCGGCUCCGGCGUCGUCGUCGUCCGCUACAAGAAGAAAUCCACAGGCACGCCGUCGUGCACGACGAGUCAGUACCUGAAGGACGGGUCGUGCGUGGCGUGCCCGCCAUCGAAAGGAGCAACUCCGAGUCAUCCGUCGGCGACCAGCACUGGAGGGUCCGCGACGUUUUGCACGUGCCCGGAGAACUACUACGCAUACGCCGGCAUGAACGCCCCAUCUAUGUAUGACUGGGCUUGCCAAGAGUGUCCGGUGGGUUCUUCUUUCAUAAAGAACGGAUCCGCGAUACCGACCGCGAACGGUGCGAGCGACACGUGCGACUGCAAGGCUGGCUACUACCUCGACAACACCGGGCUCAACUGCCACGUGUGUGCCCCCGGAACGACAAGUGCCGGAGGCCGUGUAACAGAGUGCUCGGCUAUCCCGAACAGCGACGCGCGCGCCACCGGCGGCACCACGAUCAUCACCGUCGGCGAUUACGUCAUCCAUAAUUUCACCUCCAACGGCACGUUCACCGUCACGGAUCCCUCUCUGACCGAAGUGGAGGUGCUGGUCGUGGGAGGCGGAGGCGGGGGAGGCGAUGAUACUGGCGGCGGCGGUGGAGGUGGGGCUGUUCUGUACUCUGCGAGCAAAACGCUGUCGUCGAGUUUAAUCACCGUCACUGUCGGUAACGGCGGCACUGGCGGCUGGAGCCCUGGCGAAGGUGGCGCCAGCGUCUUUGAUGGCAUGGUGGCAAAUGGCGGAAAGGCUGGUAUCGGGGCAGCCAAUGGUGGUAAUGGCGGGGCAAGCGGCUCUGGGAAAGCAGGUGCAUCUGGAAUCGGAUUUCGCACGGGUGGAGGCGGUGGUGGCGCUGGAGGACAAGGGGAGGCAGGAACCAAUGAAAAAGGUGGUGACGGCGGCCCGGGCGUUCAAUCAGACAUAUCCGGCUCCUCAAAUUCUUACGGCGGCGGCGGCGGCGGCGGCGGCAGCAAUUAUUACUAUACCGACCCUGGCAAUGGAGGAUUGGGCGGAGGUGCUCCAGGAGCGCAGGGUUCCGCUUCUCUGGCUUCUCAGGGUUCAGCCUUCACAGGGGGCGGAGGUGGUGGCGGUGGAUACAUGGCUAUCGGGGGUUCAGGCGGCUCCGGUGUCGUCAUCGUCCGCUACAAGAAGAAAGCCGCCAGCACGCCGUCGGUAGGAUCCAGCGACACACGCGCCACCGGCGGCAAGAUCACCACCGUCGGCGACUACGUCAUCCACAAUUUCACAUCCAACGGCACGCUCGCCGUCACGGACAACUCUCUGACCGAAGUGGAGGUGCUGGUCGUUGGAGGCGGAGGAGGCGGAGGCGACGCGAGUGGCGGCGGCGGUGGAGGUGGGGCUGUUCUGUACUCUGCGAGCAAAACGCUGUCGUCGAGUUCAAUACCUGUCACUGUCGGUACCGGCGGCACUGGCGACUGGAGCCCUGGCGAAGGUGGCGCCAGCGUCUUUGAUGGCAUGGAGGCGAAUGGUGGGAAGGCUGGUAAACCCAAUGGUGGUAUUGGCGGGGCAAGCGGCUCCGGAAAUGCAGGUGGAUCUGGAGCAUCUGGAGCAUUGGGUACUAUGGGUGGCGGUGGCGGUGGCGCUGGAGGACCAGGGGAGGCACCAAUUGGUUCAGAUGCUGGUGAUGGCGGUCCGGGCGUCGAAUCCGCCAUACAUGGUGCCUCCAAUUAUUAUGGCGGUGGCGGUGGCGGCGGCGGCGGCCCCAGCGCCACCCCUGGCAAUGGAGGGUUGGGUGGCGGUGGGCAAGGUAGGUACGGAAAAGCUUAUUCGGGUUCAGCCUUCACAGGGGGAGGAGGUGGUGGCGCCGGAGGUCCGUAUCCUGGAGGGACAGGCGGCUCCGGCAUCGUCAUCGUCCGCUACAAGAAGAAAGCCACCGGCACGCCGUCGUGCACGACGAGUCAGUACCUGAAGGAUGGAGCGUGCGUGGCGUGUGCGACGGGGACGACCAGCGCGGGCGGUAACGCGACAGAGUGCACCGCGUCGUCGUCAGGAUCAUCCCCAGGGCCACCUACAUCGUCGCCGGGGCCAUCGAGUCCAUCCCCAUCGCCUGCGCAGGAAAAGAAGGAGACGGCGGAGAAGACUCGCGACUCGAUCCUCGCCGACAUCGCGGACCCUGCGGUGAAGAAAAAGGCCAAGCUCCUCGCCGACGCGGCGAUUGCCGGCGAAACGGUUCAGAGACUGUCCGCCAAGCUCUCGGCCGCGGAUGCGGACGCCGCGUGCGCCUCCGCGUACUCCAAGGCGGCGGUGAGCUCGGGCAAGGGCGCGUGCGUCGCCAAGCCGGAUACCUCAGCAGCCGCCGGGAGACGCCGCCUCUCCGCGACGACGUACAACGUCGAGCUCAUGUUCAAAUCAUCCGAGGUGAGCGACGACGCGCUCGCGGCGGCUGCGAACGAGCUCAAGGCGAACGGCGUGGAGGGCGUGACGUCCCAGACGUCCGUGGAUCCGAUGCAGGAGCUCAAGGUCAUCCCCGGCAUCGACACCAACAAGCUUCAAACGUUUGACCGCGAGGCCAAGGCGGCGGCGGCGGCGGCCCCGUCGCCCUCGAGCGAGCAGCCUCCCCCGCCCCCGCCGCCGCCGAGCCCGCCGCCGCCGAACUUGGUGGAGGACGACGACGACGCGGCGGUGGGACAGGGAGGAAGGCUCGUCGCCUGCGUCGCCGCGAUGCUGGCGAUCGUGUUAGUCGCGGGGAUGCCUCGCGCGAGGUCGCACUACGAGGUUCUCGGCGUCUCCCCUGAUGCACCCUCGGACGAGGUCAGAAGGGCGUACCGAAGGCUGGCGCUCGUGCUCCAUCCGGACAAGCGAGCCGUGGGUGUGAGCGAGGAUGAGGCCAAGGAAAGGUUCCAGAGACUCGUUGAGGCGUUUAAGGUCGUGGGUGACGAGACCGGCCGCCGCGAGUACGACGAGUCGCACGCGUCGGAGAUAUUCGCCGCGGAGGCCACGGCACCCGCGGGCGGCGGCGUUCACGACAGAGACUCGUGGAACGACGUAAUCGCCAAACUGAACGCGCAGAGAGCCAAACGAAACAAGACGGCGGACAAGGAACGCGGCAAGAAGGCGUCGUCAUCCGGCGCACCCGACGCCGCGGAGGUCGGGGCCAAGCUCCCGUUCCCGGCGGCGCCCAGGCCGCUGGGCUGUUUGCCCGAGGAGAUCGUGCUGGAGGUGUUUGGCUGCGCGGGGGUGAGCAGGCUGGUCGAGGUGGAGGCUCGGCCGAGGAAAACCGCGGCCAAGGCUGGGUCGAUCACGAUACCCGACGGGGACUGGCGCCGGGUGCUGAGGAUGACGCUCAAGGAGACGGAGAUUUCGAGGCUGUGCGUCGCCAAGGGCCUCGAGCCGUCCACUUGCUACACGUUUCGAACGAGAGCCGGGGUGAGGACGGAGGAUUUGGGAGAGGAGUGGCGGGGCGAGGCGUCGCGGCUGGUUCCGGAGAUUUUCGGCCCGUGGAGCGACGAGAGCGCGAUGGCGAAGACGGCGGCGCUGUCCGAGAAGGAGGCGAUACGCCGGAUGCGCGCGGAGAAGCGGGACGAGGCUAGGGCGAUCGCCAAGAAGUCGAAGAAGAGCAAGAGCAAGAAGGAGAAGAAGAAAAAAAGCAAAAAGGAGACGCGCAAGUCGAGAAAACGGAAGAGGUCGUCGUCGGACAGCGACAGCGGCGACUCGAGCGACUCGUCGUGA